Molecule: messenger RNA, 4307 nt
Organism: Chara braunii
Lineage: Eukaryota; Viridiplantae; Streptophyta; Charophyceae; Charales; Characeae
Source: the annotation of a GenBank genome assembly
UCGGUAGUACUACUCGAUCUGAAUCGCUAAGUGGCAGUCUAGGAAGCCCGAUAGGCGUCACGUGGUAGAGAAGAUGUAAAUGCAGCUAAUGGCAGUUGGGCAAGAUUCAAAGAUGAGAUGCAAAGGAAGUACAGGCUGGGUGAUGGCCUGUUAACCACUGCGGACCUGGAAGCAAUAAACAGGAAUGACUUCACCACAGUAGGAGCCUUCCUACAAGAAUUUAAGAAGAAGGCGAGAAAGGUCCCUGGGAUUUCCGAGGAGGCGCAGUGUGCUAUUUUAUUUGCUCACUGACUCGGAAGCGUCAGAGCUGAUGAGCCAUGGAGGAGGAAGUGCGAAGCUCACCUGGGCCACUAUUGACAAAGGGGUAGAGAAAGGAAGUCUGGACCAGAUGGAGCAGUAUCAGAUGCGUUUGCGAAGGCGAAUGAGGAAAGAACGGGAUGCAACCGCUUCAGGGACUCCGGGAGUGAAGAGGAUUGUCACCGACGUACUUGCGGAGUUGGGCUAUGGGAAAGACGCAGUGAUACAAAAGAAAGUGGUGACGGCGAUCCAAGGAAAAGGGAAGGAUCCGGUGAUAGAGGAAGUCGUCCAUGAGGAGUGGGAAAAAGAGGAGCCGGUUAGGGCAAUCAAGGGAAUGGAGGAAGAGGCGGCGAAAGUGGAGGAAGAGGCGGCGGAAGAGGAUGUGGCAGGAAUGGCGGUGGCCGAGGAGGACAAUGGGAUAACCAAGGCUACCAGGGUCAGGAAAAUCAAGGGAGCCAGGGAGGCGGGAGGUCCCGUUUUUACUGGAGAACCGCUAUAUGCCAACAUUGUGACAAACAAGGCCAUACUACUAUAUGGUUCUGCAAUACUAGGCGGAGUAAGUGCGGAGGCUCAUAGAAGAAUAGCUAUGAGACAAGCACCACCUGCCACGUUCAGGUUGUGGCAGGAAAAGGAUGACCCACCAAUUAGGGUGGAAGAGGUGGAAAGUGAUGAAGAGGUGACUCAGAGGCUACGGGCAGGAGCUAUAAAGGAAGAGCCCAUAGUCGUUGAGUUAGACGAAGAGGGCGAAGAUGGGAAAGUAGAGGCAACAUCCAUCCUUAUGAGGAAGAUGGAAUACUUGUGGGAGAAAAUAGGGAGGUACCAGCAAAAGUUGGUAGAUAUUUGCGAGAAAGUAAAGGGAUGGAGGGCUGGUAUUCCCAAAGUCUUUCUCUACGAGUCUGACCCGAAAUCGAUGCCAGGGCGACCCAGAGUAGCUAUCGUGGGAUCAGGCCCGCGGUCUGGAAUGAUGGUCAGACCCCCUACGACACAAGGAAGAAUGGAGCAGCCGACUCGUACUAGAGGCCAGGCUAAGGCCAGUGCAAGCCAGGAACCUCCACGAAGAGAGCCAGAGUCAGACAAGAGAAAAGAGGUCGUAGAGGUGGAGGAUGAGGAGGAGGAAGACGAGAAGGAUGAAAGGCUGCGCCAGGAAGAGGACCAGAGGGCGAAGCAAAGGGCCAAGAAGAAAGGAGCCCAUGAAGAAGCCGAACCAGUUCUGCGCGAUGCCUCGCCGAGGAAAAAGAAGUAUGCGGUCCGAUUGGAGGAAGGUUUUGACGUGGAGAAGAUAAUCGAUAGAUUACUUGAGGGUCAUAACGACCUGGUAACCUUGAAAGAGAUCCUGGCGUCUGCUCCUAAGCUCCGCAACGAGUUAAAGAGAAGGCUCUCUCGGCGCUUAGUACCGAAUGUCCAUCUAAGUGUGAUUCUGCCAAAAGAGGCAGAAUGGGUGGAAACUGGAACGAAGAUGGACUGGAAGUGUGUGGCCUGCGGCAUGGUGGAUUUGGUGGUGAAAGGCUCCAAGUGCGCAACAAUGGUGGACACAAGAGCAGAGAUGAACAUCAUCAGGGAAGUUGACGCACUCAGGUUCGAAUUAGAGAUAGACCGCUCGGAUUGCGGCAUUUUACAUGGAGCCAAUUGCAAGGCAGUGUUUUGUGGGACAGCCUCGAACAUACUUAUCGAGGUUGGGGGAGUGAAGGGUCCCCAAAGGCGGUACAAGACGAUAGAUAAGAAGUGUCUCCCAACUCCCGUCCUUGUCACGGAAGAUGAGGAGGUUUAUUACGAAUGGGAACAAGGAUUGACACGACGUAUGAGGGAGCAAGCAGCGGCAGGGCCGUGCCGUAUCAAUGAAGGGAACGGGGAGAAGUUGAUAGUGGGAGAGUCGGACUUCUUGUUACCACAGGAGAGGGCGCUGAUGGUAGAGUUGAUGAAGAAAAGGCAUCGCGCCUAUGCGUUCGAUGACGAUCAGCGAGGGCGGUUGGACGUAGAUAGGAUCCUCAUGAUCUGGAUUCAUACCGUGUCGCAUGAGCCAUGGAAUCUAAGAGGGGCACGAUAUCCCAAUCCUGGCGAGGAGAAGAAGGUAGUGGAUUACCUCGACGACAAGAUACGUACGCAUAAGGCAGAGUUUGUGCUCAAGCCUUUUGAGGAGGAAGACCCAUGGGGCGGCAAAGAUGUUCAGUGGAUGAUGAAAUUGGCACUAGCAGGCACGCAUAGUCUGGUGGAGGAGGUGAGAACGAUAGAGGAAGGGUCAGACCAUGCAGAGAAGCACGAGGAAUUGAUGGGAGGGAUGUACCUCCUCGUCAAUACACUUCUGCAGGGAAACUUUGAUCAGAUAAGCUCGCCGAAUCCCACUGAGAAUGAAGAUGUGGUGCCAGAAAGCCAGGAUGACGAGUUUGAGGAGGGAGAGAUCAAAGAAGCAUUCUGUGCAGAGGAAUAUGAUGGGAUCUACCUGGAGCUGGGACCUCUCCUAUUAUGGGAGCCGCUGCAUCCGAGGUUAGAAAGGGAAGUGGGGGUCGUAGUACAUCUCGAUUUACUCUUCAUGCCAAUUGGGGAUCAUGACUACAAUUAUAUCUUCGAUGCGCUUGAUAACCUCUCUGGCUUUGUAGAUGGACGAGCCAUUCGUAGAAAGACCGGUUCGGUUUUGGCAAGCUGCAUCGAGAAGUACUACCUGCGUUAUCCCUUUGUCAGAGAGUUCGUGAUUGACAGAGGUCGGAGUUUACCAGCCAAGAAGUCUGACUUCGCGAAGGCAGCCAUGCCAAGAGGAGGGAGGGGGACGCGGCCGUCACAGAGGCCAUUGGGAGCAUCGGGAGGUUAUGAGCGGCAUAGGUCUCGCCAUAGGGAGCACACGCCCGUAUACGACGAUGGGGAUAUAGAGCUCUUCUUGGAUGAUUCCAGAGAGCAUGCGGAGCACAUGGGAUGGACGGUGACCCAAAUGAUCAAGAGGCUGAGAGGAGCCGGCAGAUUCGAGGAGCCCAUCGCACAGAUCCGUAGGGAGGCAAGGACCUGGCCAGAGGUGGAAACGAGGAUGCAAGAGUUGAGACCAUCACCUGUGGGACCAGAUGGCAGGCCGAUUCAUUUGGAGAUUGGGAAUAUGGAGGACUUUAUCCCCGCCUUCGAGCAGUUCAUGCACGAUCAGCUCGUAUUGAGGGAUGAGUGGGCGCGGACGCUGCCACUAUGGACCAGGAAGGCAGAGAGGCCGUUAGCCAGACAGAUCAGAGACAUGGCUCGAGACUGGGCGAGUUGCAGGGCACAUUUGAGAGAGGCCUUUCGACGACCGGAGCCACCUCAGCCUAGGGUUGAGAGGGGGCGGACGAGCAAGAGGCAAAGGGACCCUGAGCCCAGAGAGGUCAUGCCAUCUCGAGGAGGGCGAAAGGCGCUCGCUAGGCGAGAGGAGGAGCCAGUACUCGUGGAGGAGGAGCGAGGGGCAUAUCGCGAGUGUGGGAUAGCCCCGGUGGUCUUCGAGCGCUUUAUUGGAGCUGAGUUGAGUGGGUCUCCCCAACGCACGAGAGAGGAGGUGCCACUAUCCGGAGGAUCACUGCAGGAUCUGGAGGCGCACCUAGAUAUCUCACAGUGGAGAGUGCCUCAGGCUGAUGAGGGGUGUGAUGAGCCAGUUGGAGAUGCGCCACGAGAGGAGGUCCGUCAGAGAGAGAAAGUGGUAGAACCAGGUGAUCAGGGUGGACGCAUAGCAGAGGGGGUGGUAGAGGUUGGAGGGUAUACUCCACCUCAGGCGCAUGUUGUAGAGUUGGGUCCAGAGAUCGUACCGGAGAUCGCCCACGAGGAGAGGGAGGAGCCUCGACAGGAGGAGAGUCUGUCCUCGCCGCCGGAAGCAACCCUUUCACCGGGGGUGAGGAUGGAGAUGGAGCGAGAACAGACUGACUGGAGAAGAGAGGCCAUCUCCACGAUUGAUAGGUAUCUGGCUGCGCAUGCCCAAGAGCACCCUCACAUCGAGGAGCCCGUGCCUAUGGAGCCACCGUAAGAGCCACGCUAGCCACAGAGGGAGGCGGGGGCCGAGAUUCCAGAGA